Molecule: messenger RNA, 1191 nt
Organism: Laetiporus sulphureus 93-53
Lineage: Eukaryota; Fungi; Basidiomycota; Agaricomycetes; Polyporales; Laetiporaceae
Product: Brix-domain-containing protein
Exons: 7
Coding region: 71-1009 (312 amino acids)
Biological process (GO): rRNA processing
Cellular component (GO): Mpp10 complex; small-subunit processome; nucleolus
Molecular function (GO): rRNA primary transcript binding; snoRNA binding
Source: RefSeq, a predicted model, not a curated record
GAGCAACUGAGCCACCGUUGUGCUCGAGCCUAAACCUCAUUGUCUCAGACCACAAUUCCACGGACACAGCAUGAUCCGCCGCCAGAUACGUGAGCGUCGCCAAUACAUUUACGCCAAGUCGCUCGAAGCUCAGGAACGACAGACGUAUGAACGCAAGCAGCAGAUCAAGGACGCACUAGCCAGCGGGAGGGCUCUACCCACGGAGUUGCGGAAAGAUGCACCAAAUUUGGGCAAAGACCUAGCAUUUGACGAGGCACAAGCGGACCCAACUACGCAUAUCGACGAUGAGUAUUCCACGGCGGGCAUUCAAGAUCCCAAAAUAAUCGUGACAACUUCUCGCGACCCGAGCUCCAAACUGCAACAAUUUGCCAAAGAAAUUCGGCUUGUCUUCCCGAACUCUCACAGAAUCAACAGGGGAAACUACGUAGUGAAAGAGCUGGCGGAAGCGUGCAGAGCAAAUGAUGUGACGGACCUGGUCAUUCUGCAUGAGCACCGUGGUGUGCCAGACGCGAUGAUUGUAUCGCAUUUUCCCCAUGGUCCCACCGUCUUUUUCACGCUACACAAUGUCUUGCUCCGGCACGACAUAAGCUCGUACAAGGAGUCGACCGUCUCGGAGCAAUACCCCCAUCUCAUAUUCGAGAACUUCAGCUCAAAAUUAGGAGAGCGGAUACAAGACGUGUUGAAGUACCUCUUCCCUGUGCCAAAGGAGGAUAGCAAACGAGUAAUGACCUUCUCAAAUGAGGAUGAUUUCAUCUCCUACAGACAUCACGUUUUUAUGAAAAUUCCACCGCGAGAGGUUCAAUUAGCUGAAGUCGGCCCUCGUUUUGAGAUGAAACCAUAUGAGAUUCGGCAGGGCACGAUAGAGCAAAAGGAGGCCGAGCGUGAAUGGGUACUGUCGCAUUACUCAAGGACGGCGAAGAAACGGUCGCUGCUGACGGGCCCUGGCGCUCGCGCGAGCUCAAAUGCCGAGGAUGCAGAUUCAAAUCCAAAGAAACGGGCGCGGCGUUGACACUAUGAGAUAGAAACAUGCCAUGUCGGUAAUACGCUUUUGAGCGAUUUUCUCAGCCAGGAACACGGGCGGCUCCGAAGGGUCACGAGGCAGCACAUCCUCCAUGCACUUCGAGCUUAGGCUAGUAUUCAGCUCAUACCUUGGAUGAGGAGGCAUAAAACGCGAUCAAUAGCACCGCUAUG